Molecule: messenger RNA, 1686 nt
Organism: Ochotona princeps (American pika)
Lineage: Eukaryota; Metazoa; Chordata; Mammalia; Lagomorpha; Ochotonidae
Product: endogenous retrovirus group K member 5 Gag polyprotein-like
Exons: 1
Coding region: 1-1686 (561 amino acids)
Biological process (GO): viral process
Molecular function (GO): zinc ion binding; nucleic acid binding; structural molecule activity
Source: RefSeq, a predicted model, not a curated record
AUGGGGAAUCUGUCUUCUAGUAUGCGUAUGCAGGAGCUGUUAUGGAAACUGUUGAAGAAACAUGGUACUCCUGUGAAGGCUAAGACGGUGCUUGCAUUUUUGCAGACAGCGGGUAGGGUUUCCCCUUGGUUCUUAGAUGCAGGUUUUCUGACUCUCCCCCAAUGGGAGCGCCUUGGGAGAGACCUUCUGCGGGCUGAGCGGAAGGGUCCGUUACCUCCGGGAACCAUUGGUUUCUGGACCUUGGUUAAGUCUUGUCUUAUGGAACGGUCAGACAAGUUUAAGGAAAUCUUGCAGGACGGGGAAGAGCUGUUGCGAGAAAUGCAAGAGGAAGCUUCUUCGAAAGGAGCGACUAGUGAAUCAGGAGGAUCAGAUUCAGAGGAGACAGAGGAAGCCUCAGGGAGUGAAUUGGAUGAGCUGGUAGAAAGACUAGAAGCUGCGUCGAUGAGUCAUUCAAAGAAAUCCUGGGUGCCUAGACCCCCACCAGGAGACCCGCCCUUGGUACCUACGGCUCCUCCCUGGACUGGUGAUGUGUUAGGGGUCCGGCCACGCGACCUCAAUGUGGAGGAGAGGCAAGGUUGGAGAGAAUUGCGUGGUCUUGGGCAGGUCUUCCCCGUACAGGAGGACCGAACCAAAAAUCCCCCUGUACGCUCCUGGGUCCCACUAGAUUUCAAGCUAGUGAAAGAGUUGAAAAGUGCGGUAGAGGCUUAUGGGGCUCAGGCACCCUUCACAUUAGCCACUCUUGAGCAAAUAGCUAAUAUGGCCCUAACGCCUGAUGAUUGGAGGAAUGUUGCUAGGGCCUGCCUCUCCCCAGGGCAGUAUUUGGUUUGGAGAUCAGCUUGCAGGGAGUUCGCUAUUGAUACAGCUCGGCGUAACACACAGGCCGGAAACCCUGCUUGGGAUGUCGACAUGCUCCUGGGUGAGGGAGCAAGAACAGGGCAGGAAAAUCAAGUAGGUUUUCCUGAACCGGUGUAUUCCCAAAUAAGCACUAUGGCUAGAAACGCCUGGAAGGCAAUACAGACCAAAGGGGACCUGAAGUUCUCGAUCUCAAAGGUGGUUCAGGGGCCUAAUGAGCCCUAUCCUGAUUUUGUCAGUCGGUUGAUGGAGGUGGCAGGGAAAGUGUUCCCGGAUGUUGAACAAGCUAUGCCCCUAGUACAACAAUUGGCCUAUGAGAAUGCCAACAGGUGGUGCAGAGAGGCAAUUCGGCCGUGGAGGCAUAAGACCUUAGAUAGCUGGAUAAAGAUCUGCCGUGAUGUACAUGAUAAUGUGGUCGCAGGUGUGGUCCAAGCUAAGGAACAAGCUAGAGUUAUCAUGAAUGCUAUGCGCCAGGAGCACAGACUCCCUAGGAAGAGUCAAGCAUGUUUUAGAUGUGGAAAACCUGGGCACUUUAAAAGGGACUGUCGCCAGAAAGAACUGUCUCGGCCCUCACACCCACAACCUAAAUUAUGUCCCCGCUGUGGGAAAGGAAACCAUUGGGCAAGUGAGUGUCGCUCGGUACGAGACAUCUCUGGUCGACCACUGAUGGACGUUAACAGGCCAAAAAACGGGCAGAGGGGCCCAGCACUUCGGGGCCCCCACGGAGUGUACGAGGUGCAUCAGACUCAGAUGGGGCAGCAUUCCAAUCAGUACGCAGAGCCACCCCAGGAAGCGCAGGUCUGGACCUCUGUGCCACCUCCCACCUGGUAUUAA